Molecule: messenger RNA, 6184 nt
Organism: Quercus lobata
Lineage: Eukaryota; Viridiplantae; Streptophyta; Magnoliopsida; Fagales; Fagaceae
Product: putative disease resistance RPP13-like protein 1
Exons: 9
Coding region: 159-4319 (1386 amino acids)
Molecular function (GO): ADP binding; protein binding
Source: RefSeq, a predicted model, not a curated record
AAUCUCAUCAAAUAUCUUCUCUUUCCCUUUUCUUCAACUUUCACAGAGCAAAGUAAACCUCUUUCAGUCUUCACUUCGAACUCAAUUUUCUGAUCAGAAGUGUCACUUUGGUUACUUCAUUUCAUUUUCAGUAUUUCCUCGUUUCCCACGAGCGAAUCAUGUCUGUAAUUGGAGAGGCUGCUUUAUCCGCUUUCUUUGGGAAGCUGUUUGACAACUUAACUUCCUAUGAUCUGCUGAAGUUCUUUCAGGAAGAGAAAGUUGAUGCUGACCUCAAGAGGUGGAGGACAACUUUGAUGAAGAUCCAUGCAGUUCUGGAUGACGCAGAAGAGAAGCAGAUGACAAACAGGUUCGUGAAGAUCUGGUUGGAUGAGCUGGAACACUUGGCCUAUGAUGUGGACGACAUCUUGGACGAGUUUGCUACUGAAGCUUUGCGACGCAAGUUGAACCCUGAACCCAGCACAAGUAAGGUACGGAAGAUCGUUGAUGCUUGUAUUGGUUCGAAUCGAAGUUUUGCUACCUCAAUGCGGUCCAAGAUUGAAGAGAUUGAUACAAGACUGCAAAAUAUAGUGACUGAUAAGAAAGAUCUGGAGUUGAGAGAAAAUGCAGGCCUGGGAAGAGCUGGAGCGACAAGACCAAGGGUGCCCACCACUUCUCUAGUGAAUGAAGGUCGUGUUUACGGCAGAGAAGAAGAUAAAAAGGCUAUUGUCAAGUUGUUGCUGAGUGGUGAAUCGAGUGAUGCUCAACUCUCUGUGAUUCCCAUACUUGGUAUGGGAGGGUUGGGUAAGACGACUCUUGCCCAACUAGUCUACAAUGACGAUGAGGUGAGCCAUUAUUUUGAUUUGAAAGCAUGGGUUUGUGUUUCUGAAGAUUUUGAUAUCAUAAGAGUAACUAAAGCAAUUCUGCAAUCUGUCACUUUUGAACAUUGUGAUGCUAAUGAUUUAAAUUUAAUACAAGUUAAAUUGAAGAAGACAUUAUCUGGAAAGAAGUUUUUGCUCAUUUUGGAUGAUGUUUGGAAUGAAAACUAUGAUGACUGGACUAAACUACGUAGUCCAUUUGAAUUUGGGGCUCCAGGAAGUAAGAUUAUUGUCACAGCUCGGAAUUAUGGUGUUUCAUCAACAAUGGGAACUACUCCAGCCUAUGAGUUGAAAGAGUUGUCAAAUGAUGCUUGUUGGAAUCUAUUUAGCCAACAUGCAUUGGGGACAACAGAUUAUACUGCACAUCCAAAACUUGAAGAAAUUGGUAGAAAAAUCUUAGACAAGUGUAAGGGCUCACCUUUGGCAGCAAAAGUACUUGGAGGCCUUUUACGCACUAAACAUGAUCAUGACCAGUGGAAAGAUGUGUUAGAUAGCAAGAUUUGGGAUAUUCCAGAGGAGAAGAGCAGUAUUUUUUCAAUUCUUAAAUUAAGCUACCAAUAUCUCCCUUCACAUUUAAAGAGGUGCUUUGCUUAUUGUUCACUAUUCCCAAAAGAUUAUGAGUUUAAGGAGAAAGAAUUAGUUUUGCUAUGGAUCGCAGAAGGUUUUUUCCAAGAAACAAAAGGGAACAAGCCAAUGGAAGAUCAUGGUGAUGAGUGUUUUCGUGAUCUCCUUAGGAGAUCAUUUUUUCAACGAUCAAGCAGCAACGGCUCACUCUUCGUCAUGCAUGAUCUUAUCAAUGAUUUAGCUCAAUGGGCAGCAAGAGGCUUGUGCUAUAGAUUGGAAGACGUAUUGGAUGGAAAUAAGCAAUUUGAGAUUUCUACAAAGGUACGUCACUUCUCUUACAUUCGAAGUUCUUUUGAAGGCAUGAAAAAGUUUGAAGACUUCCCCAAAGAUAUGCAUUUACGGACCUUCCUACCACUGCCAAUAAAUCGCUGGGGCUACUUAACAAACUACAUUCCUAAUUGUUGGCUGCCACAAUUAAGAUGCUUAAGGGUAUUGUCUUUACGUGGAUAUGAAAUCUUUGAGCUACCAAGUUCAAUCGGUGAUUUGAAACAUCUAAGAUACUUAAACCUUUCUCGUACUAAGAUUACAAGUUUACCAGAAUCCACAACUUCUUUGUACAACCUGCAGACAUUGCUAUUGAAAGGUUGUUACCGCCUUAUAAAGUUACCAGAGAAAAUUGGGAAUCUACUCAGUCUUAGACAUCUUGAUAUUAGUUAUGUGAAUUCAAUUGGAGAAAUGCCAGCGGGAAUAAAAGAAUUGAAGAGCCUACAAACAUUAUCUAAUUUUGUUGUGGGGAAAGAUACCGCAUCUAAGAUAGGAGACUUGAUGAACUUGGAGUCUCUUAGGGGAACACUAUGCAUUUCAAAUUUAGAGAAUGUACUUGAUGUUGAGGAUGCAAGAAGGGCCAAUUUAAUUGGUAAGAAGAAUUUAGAUGCAUUAGUGAUGAAAUGGAAACCUGAGCUGGAUGAUUUACAAGCUGCAGGAUCUAGUCUAGAUAUUCUUGAGAUGCUACGACCUUGGACAACAGUGAAAGAAAUUUCAAUUGAUGGCUAUGUUGGAGUGAAAUUUCCAACUUGGUUUGGACAUCCGUCAUUUUCUAAUAUGGUGCUUCUAAGGAUUGAGAGGUGCAGGAAAUGCACAUCCUUACCUGCAAUUGGAAAAUUACCAUCCUUGAGAGACCUUGCCCUCGUAGGAAUGUCUGCAGUGAAAAUCAUUGGUCUUGAGUUUUAUGGUGAAGAUUGCCCAAAGCCUUUCCAAUCCUUAGAGACACUUUGCUUUGAGGAUAUGCAAGAAUGGAAAGAUUGGAUUCCAUGCAAAGUUGAGUACGAAGAAUUCCCUCGAUUGCGUGAGCUUUCUAUUUCUAGAUGCCCUAAAUUGCAAGGAAAAUUGCCUCACCAUGUUCCAUUAUUGGAAAAAAUUUCUAUUAAUGGAUGUGAGCAAUUGGACGUUUCAAUUCCAAACUUCCCAAAGCUUCAUGCAUUAGAAAUUAAUGGAUGUAAAGGGGUGGUGAGCAGAAGUACAGAUGAGUUAUGCUUCCCAAAGUCAAUUAUUCUUUCUAUUCCAUAUGUGAAAAGCUUGACGGAGGAGUUCAUGCAUGGGUUAGCUAAGGUAGAAAAUCUAGAGAUAGAUGAUUGUAAGGAGCUAACAUCUUUGUGGCAGGAUGAAUUCAAAUCCCUUAUAACGCUGGAUAUAAGAGAUUGCUCAAGCCUUGUCAACAUCAGCUUGACAUCUACUUUAAGGACACUAAAUAUUGAGGGUUGUAGUGGUUUGAAAUCCUUGUCAAUCUCUAGUUGUACAUGUUUGGAAAAGGCAAGCAUUUGGAGUUGUAAUUCUUUGACGUUGAUUUCAAGAGGUCAGUUGCCUCAAAAUUUGAAAACGCUAAAUAUAAGAGAUUGUGAGAAUUUGCAGUUUUUGGUAGAUGAGGGAGAGGCUUCUUCUAAUUCUUCUUCUCUUCUUGAGGACUUGUUUAUAUACAUCUGUCCAUCUCUAAAAUGCUUAUCAUCAAGUGGCGACCUACCUACCACGCUUAAACGCCUUCAGAUUUCGUCAUGCAUAGAGCUCGCAUCUUUAUCAUCAAAUAACGAGUUACCUACAGCUCUUAAACACCUUACUGUAUGGAACUGUCCAAAGAUGGAGUCAAUAGCGAACAACUUACCCAACAAUGCGUCUCUUGAAUAUCUUGAAAUCGGAUGUUGUGCAAAGUUGAAAUCCUUACCGGUGGGCCUACACAAACUCUGCCACCUCAAUUAUAUCGAGAUACGGAGCUGCCCUAGUUUUGUUUCCUUCCCAGAUGGAGGGUUACUCCCCACCAGCUUGAGAGAGCUUUGGAUCUGCGACUGUGAGAAACUGGAGGCCUGGCCCAACUGCAUGCCGAACCUCAAUUCUCUUCGUAUCUUCAAUUGUCCAAGCAUCAUAUACUUUCCAGAAGAGGGUUACCCCACCAAUCUAACAAAACUCUCAUUUGACGGGGAGAAUAUCUGUAAGCAAGUAACUGUGUGGGGAUUGCACAGACUAACCUCUCUUACAUCACUCCGGAUUGAUGGUGGAAUUCCAGAUUGGCAGUCGUUUCCAGAUGAGCAAGAUGGGAAGCUGACGAUGAUGCUUCCUUCCUCUCUUACCCAGCUAACGAUUUGGAGCAUUCCAAAUAUUGUAAUCCUAUCUUCUUUGGGCUUUCAAAAUCUCUCUGCUCUUGAACAAUUGUGGAUCAGAAAUUGCCCUAAACUCGCAUUCCUUCCAGAGAGGGGCCUACCUCCCUCGCUUCUGCAACUUCAUAUUGACGAGUGUCCAUUGCUGAAACAACACUGCAAGAAAGGCGGGCGAGAGUGGUCCAAGAUAGCCAACGUCCCUUGCGUUUGCAUUGAUGGGACGUCUGUCUAUUUGGUGGAGGAGGAGCAGCAAUAAAAAAAUUGUAAAACAAAGAGCAAUAUUUACUCAUAAUAGUUACUCCUUCCUUCCAGGCUAAUUCUUGCAAUGUUGCAGCAAAGACUAGCUUCUGAACCGCUAAACGGUAUAGUGGAAUUUCAAAACAUGGAGCUGUAUGAUAAAAUGCCUAAAAGAGGUAAAUAGGCAUUUGGGUUGGCUAUCAGCUGUGAUUUGAUGAUUGCUGGCUACAUAUCUUGCUUUGCAACACGAUGAUCAGUGUAUGUGCACAAAAUGUAAUUUCAAACAAAUAUUGUGCCUUGCAUCAAUUGAUCAAAGCAUUGUCACCUGUGCUGCAGAUGGCAGCCACUCUUUGGGGUAUAUGGAAUGCAGUUUUAUAGAGCCAUGCUUGAAGGAAAGGAUGUCGAUGCUUCUCAAGCUCUUAAUUACUGCAAGCAUGUGGUCACGAUCUGUCGAGAAGCAAUAGCUGGGAAUCAUUCCCUAAUGUAGCUUUAAACCUCCUGUCUACAAUUGGGAACUAUUUGUUGAAUUUAAGAUCAAAUAGGGAAACGAAUUUCUAAUCAAAGCAUGCUGACUUGUCCUCUUCUUGACCAGAAUUUAAGGCUUUGUCCCUGAGUCAGAGACUCUGACUUAGUAUCCAUGUUGAAGAGAAAAUGAAUUUCUUGAUGUGGUGAAUCUUGUUUGAUUUGCUGAAUACCACUAAUAGAUGAUAUUGCAGAUUGAAACCACCCUACCAGCAAAGUUGCAGAAUCAAUCAAAACGACAAAACCUUCUGAGACCAAUGAAAUUUAUUGGUUCUCCAAUGGCUAAGAAGAAGAGCUGGUUCAACAUAUUGAAGAGGUUCUUUAUAAGAGAGACAAACUCAAAACAAGAAACGGAGAAGGAAAUGGAUUUUUGGAGGGCUGAAGAUUAAAAGGUUAUCCUUGCUCACUGCACCAUCAUCAUUAAAUGAAAAAAAUCUAGGUGAGGCUGAGAAAGAGCUAAUCAAGCAUGCUCUCGCUGUGGCCCAUGCCACCACUGCUGCUGCUGAAGUAGCUGUUACAACUGCUCUAGUUGCUGCUGAGAUUGUCCAGUUCACCAGAACUCUUCAAUAUAACCAUCAAUGUGUAAAUGACAUGGAAGAGUUUUCAGUCAUUAGAGUUCAAGGUGAAGCCCCUCAGUCCAACUAUCAAUGCAUGAGAGAAAUCCAUGAAUUUGCUGCCACUUGAAUUCAGUCUGCCUUUAGGGGUCUACCUUGUGAGUUUAAAGGCAAGGAAACUUUGUGGGAGGCAGAGCAAUAAGAUGCCAAACUUUAACAACCCUAAAGUUCUUGCAGUCCAUUGUAAUUAUUCAGUCACAAGGCUGCACAAGAAUAUUUGGAAUGGUGGAAGGCACUUGGAAUUAUGAUGGAAGUGAACGAUUGCAGAAUUGGAAAGACGAGAUAACAAGGAUAGACACAAACAAUCAAAGAAGGUGGGAUGACAGUGUAUUGUCAAAGGAAGAGGCAGAUGCAUUGUUUGAGUAGGAAAGAGGCCAUACUUAAGAGAGAACGGAUAAAGGAAUAGUGGUUUACCCAUUUGAAUUCAGCAGAUAAGAUCAAAAAAUAGUAAAUGGAAGAUGGAGGCACUGGUUGGACCAAUGAGAUACACAAAUUACCCUCAGCAGAGAACUUGAAGAUUUGGACUCGGCUUUGACUUCAAACCCAAGACAAAGAGAUGACUAUGAAAGAAGGCAACUUAAGCUAAUAAACGUUAAGUGAUAGAGUAAGUUGGAAGGAUUGGAUUCUCCAAUAUUUGUUCCCAUAGGAUCAAUUCGUCAUGGGAGGCAAUGCUCAUUGGGAGAUCAUAAUUCUUUCCAACUUACAUGAAUGCAACUGAAUCUGCAAAGGCAAAAGCAAGAUCAAUGAG